Cydia pomonella (codling moth) is the source of this 617-nucleotide messenger RNA. RefSeq lists its product as uncharacterized. The transcript is spliced from 5 exons. The record is from RefSeq and is a predicted model, not a curated record. Bases 240 to 572 code for a protein of 110 amino acids. Lineage: Eukaryota; Metazoa; Arthropoda; Insecta; Lepidoptera; Tortricidae.
GACAAUUCGCAUUGCUAAAACAAAAUGGCCGUCUCUGAUGGAGAAAGGUGUGUCGCUGUCGCGUAAUAUUUUGCGACUUGCAGCGAGGAAUAUCAUUGAACUUCAGUGAAAAGUUUUGGUGUUUUAUUACUACUGCGCCGCCGGCUGCCGUGCGACCGCCGCGUGGCAGGGCUUCGCCCUUCGCGUCGCGCGCGUUUGGAGCCCUCGCUCCUUCCGACCCUCGGUCGGAAUCCUCAAGGAUGUCAAGCUCCCGGCGCAACGGAUCGGUGUCACGCGCCGCGGAGGCCGCCUCCAAGAACCGACUGCACAUGGACCGCAAUCCGCAGCACUCCAGGAUAACUGAUCCAUCGAAUCCGGCCGGACGCCGCAAGGAGAUAGAUAACGUGAUGAAAAGAGCACGCCAGGCGUCGCCAGGCAGCUGGGAUCGCAAGCUGCUGCAGGUGGAGGAGAAGGAUCCUAACAGAUGGCGCCACACGGGCUACAAGCAGAUGUACUUGGACGGCUCACGGUCCCCCUCCCCGCGCCGCUCCCGUUCCCCCGCCAGGCGCUCCAGGUACUCACGGACCUUAUGACGAAAUUACUUUCUCCAUAGAAACGUAGACCCCGUUUUCCUCUCU